Tympanuchus pallidicinctus (lesser prairie-chicken) is the source of this 3791-nucleotide messenger RNA. RefSeq names its product interleukin 22 receptor subunit alpha 1 (gene IL22RA1). The transcript has 7 exons. Bases 1873 to 3678 code for a protein of 601 amino acids. NCBI's taxonomy places the organism in Eukaryota, Metazoa, Chordata, Aves, Galliformes, Phasianidae. Gene Ontology annotation, molecular function: protein binding. The record is from RefSeq and is a predicted model, not a curated record.
AUUACUGGAGUAGAAACCUCUAUUUCUUACCCAUCACCCCCAAGGUAUCCUUAGGUUCAUCCUGUAUUGAAAUCCCUUCUCUUAAUUUAGAAAGAUACAGAUCACCCAAAUAUAAUUACCAACCAACUUCUUGUGCAAUCAAGAAAAUCCCCUAAGCCUUUAGUUACAGGAAGCUGAGAAGUUGAGUAACUUCUACAAAAUUACUUGGAUGUGUCAUAACUUUCCCAAAAAGGCCUGUGAUUAAUUCUCUGUCUUGUCCUGGUUCUCCCAGGAUGAGAGCUGGAGGGAAGGCUGCCAACCAGAUGAGCCUUACUGGUGGAGGCAACAUCCCACUCCUGGAUGUCCUUUGCCCAGGCUUGAGACCUUCUUUCCACUGGAAAAGGAUGAGGAACACCAGAGCACCUUGCUCCCUCUGUCAGUCUGUACCUUCUACCUUACCUAAUGGCUGUAGCUAUGCAAUGAGUAAAGAAGCUCUCCCCUUUCAUUGGAAGAGCUGUGAUCCAGUUCACUAACAAGUCUGGCUAUUGCUUAGCUGCUGAAGAAGCCUGGAGGAAUUUGAGCCUUAUGCAGUGGCCUAGUUAGCCCUACACAUAAUCAAGAACUCAGGACAGGACUUUCUCAUUUUGUCAACAGUUAUGUCCAUGGGAUAAAGUAAUUCAGUGAGGUUACCCAGUCUGUGUUGAAUGAGUAGUUAGUGAUAAAAAUUCAAAAGCAGUGCCUAAGAGAGCUUUCUAAGCUUCAAGUUAGGCUAUACGUGUGAAGCUUUCUCUACCGAUGAUAUCAUAGGAAAAAUAAGCAGCAUGCGAUAGUACCAGUUCUGGUUUUACACACUUCUGCUGGUUCUAAAUCCACAGCUCUUGAAGACAGACUACUGGUUUUCACUAAAGAAGGAAAUGUCUUCCCUUUUUCUGAAGAGAAGUUGAAAAUGUAACUGAACAACAUCCUAAAAGCCUAAGAAAGGAAUGGAAAACUAUGAGCUAUGUCUGUUUCUUGCUUAGAUUUCAUAUAAAUGUGUAGUUUUUUAUUGGAUGGUAUUGAUGAUAUCCAGUAUAGACCCUCAUAGUGUCAUUAGCCGCUAAAAUUAACUGUAGGUCUACAGAUGAGAAAAGCUAUUUAAAAAAAAAAAAAAAAAAACAGUGGCAAGACACUCCUGCUACAGGAAAGCAGCCUCCCAUCUAUGUGAAAGGAAGAUGCUCUGCAGCCACCCAGCAGGAUGCACACCUUGGCAGACCCGAUUUGUGCUCUGCCCAGUGCAGCAGGGCCACAUGAGUCAUUUGGCUCCCAUUCACACCCACUAUGAAUAACAGCAGAGCUUAAAAAAAAAAAAACUACUGAUCUAUUUUGACUUUCAUUUCAGGAAAAUAUCAAAAGGUAUUUCCUAGGGAAAUAGGUGUCUUGUUCGCAGCAGUUACAAUGCCAGCUAUGUGCAGAGCAGUAAGUAUUCACUUCCAGAGUUUUAAAAAGUUAAAGCUAUCCAACUAGAAGAGCAAGCCCCAAAACUGAAAAAUGUCAACAAGGGCCUUUAGUCAAGGAGCUCUUUGUCAGGAAAAUGGCAUUUGGCUCUCUUUCAAGAAAAAAGACGGGGAUUUUCUAAGCCUCUGGCUUGUGCACCUUUGUACAGUUACGUGUGUAUACUCGGAAGGAGUGUUCCUGUUUGUCCCUUAAAUACUCUCUUAUGUGCUCACACAUGCGUACAGAUCUUUUGCUGGUGAUCUCAGACGAGCACGCAUGCGGGACAGCAGCUCUGCAGCCAGUUACUGAGCAACAAAUCCAACCUGGCCUCACAAGCAAGAAUUUAGCUGCUGUAAAAGGUGAUUCACCAGCACACUGGCUCAACCGCCUGCUCUCCCAGCCCGCCUUGCACUGCUAUUCAUGAAGAAACUUCUGGUCGUCUUGGCUGUGUGUUCAGUGGUCGGCAUUGCGACUACAGAGAGGUUGUCAUGUCUGAAACGUGCAGCAUUUUCUUCUACAAACUUUGAAAACAUCCUAACUUGGGAAACUGAAGCAGAUAUCCCUCCUGGCACUGUAUUUGAUGUCCAGUAUAAACAGUAUGGCGAGAAAGCCUGGCUUAACAAGCGGGAGUGCCAGAGCAUCACACAGCUCUUCUGCAAUCUCACUCGUGAAACAGAGAACUUCACAGAGCAUUACUACGCCAGGGUGAGGGCUACUGGCCACCGCUGCUCCUCCAACUGGGUGCGCUCAGAGAGAUUUGAGCCCAAAAAAGAAACUAUUAUUGGAGCACCAGAAGUGGAGUGUAUUCCUCAUGUACGGUCCAUAAAGUUUCUUAUACACCCCCCUUAUACGCCACUGAGAGGUGAGGAUGGCCACCAGCUAACCAUAGAGGACAUUUAUAGCAAGUUCGGUGCUGUUGAUUAUCACUUAACAAUAUUCAACCUAAGGACACGUCAAAAGUGGAUAAAGAAUGAGCAUAACAAAGAACUUGAAGUUUCCAAUCUGGACCCAGACACAGAGUAUAAUGGAACAGUGCAUCUAUAUCUCCUUGAGAGAAGCAGCAAAUCUCAAGUAUUUUGGGUUAAAACACUACCAGAUAACACAUGGCUCUUCUACUGUUUCGUGGCUCUUGGAUUCUGUGCUGGGCUGGUGUUUGCUGCUAUUGGUUACGUGAUCUAUAAGUACGUCAAACAACACAGUGCACAACCCAUGUCUUUGGACUUCAGAGGGAUCUCAUCGUUCCAGCCUCUAACUCUGACAGUGGAACAUGUUAUAAAGCCUAUAAAUUUAUCCAAACCUUCACUUCUCAUCCCCGAAGCACAGUUCCCACAGGUAGGCCAAUGUUUGGACAAAGCACUGGAGCCGCCACAACCAUUCCAUCCAUCACUGUGUACCUACCAGCAGCAAGCCAACCUAUCGGUGUUCCAGGGCGCCCAUCUGCUGUGCCCAGUGAGUGCAGCUCCUACUGGAUAUGCUCCUCAAACCUCUGAGCAAAGCACUGCCAACCUCCCCAUGACCUAUGGUGUGUGUGUUGAUCGCAUAGACCAUGGCAACAAGAAUAACUUCCGUCUGAACCAGUUGCUAAAGGAAGUUUUGUCAGAUAGCUCUGCUGGUGGGAAGCUUGUCAGUCAUACGCUGGGUGAAAGCUGCAGCCCUUGGAAUUACAAAGAGCAGCGGCCAAAUGUGGCACUGUGGGAUAGCAGUGCCAUGAGAGACUCAGCUCUUGUACAUGGGAGCCCUCAGCAAAUACAGAAACUGCUGUUGCAGACUGAUGGGGUUGAAAGCGAAGAGCAUCUGCUACAGCUGCUGCUGCCUUCAGUGGAGCAAGGAGAAUGCUACAGACAACAGACAGCAGAACUGCCACUGCUACUGUCUUCAGUGACAGUUAACACAGACUGUGUUCCAGAGGAUGAAUCUCUGUCACGGCCAUCAGCAGCCCACCUCCUCUCAGUCAGCACUGGUAACAACUUCCCUGGAGAGAACACAGAGUGGUGGGUGUCACCAGAUUCAGUGUCACAUUCUGAAAAUAAAAUGCAGUUUCAGGAAAUUUGGGAAGCAGAGAAGCUACUGGAAGCACAGGAGUUAAACUGCAUGAAACUGGACCGUGUCAUGUCCCAGGACACCAUCUCGGAGUACAGCAGUGGCAUUUCUCUCACUACACUGUUCAAAGACCUGAACUUAAAAGUACUGUGGGAUCAAGCAGAUGAAAACACAGAAUUUUAUUAAGGAGAGUUAAUGAUGUUAAAAUCCAGGUUCUGUUUGUUUGUAUGAAAUAGAAGUGUGUCCUGCAAACAGCACAUGCAAAUAAAUGUAGAUAGUCUUGUCUUGUAUGUAACACA